AUGUGGUACCGCCAGCUGUGUACCACAGCCCGACGUGCGCAUGAGAACCCGCUGGGUCUCCCACGCAAUAACGAGCGUUUUCCCCCAUUGAUGCCACGCCGUGGUAGUGGCCCGCAGCCAAAGCGGCCGAUUCCGAACGUGAAGCGCGUUAUUGCUGUAGCCAGUGGCAAGGGUGGCGUAGGCAAAAGCACCGUGGCUGUCAAUCUCGCGCUGGGUCUGGCAGCCACGUCUAAGGAUGCGCUGGGACGCCGUGCGCGUAUUGGGCUAUUAGAUCUUGAUCUCUAUGGUCCUAGCAUUCCAAAACUCAUGCAUCUCGAAGAUCUUGGCGAGCCUGAACUGACACAGCAGCAUGCUCUACUGCCCCUGAUCAACUACUCCAUCCCAUGCAUGUCCAUGGGUUUUCUUCUACCGCCGCAAUCUUCUGGCUCGAAUGCAGACACGCCGGUCGUGUGGCGCGGGCUCAUGGUCAUGAAAGCUGUUCAACAGCUGCUUUUCGACGUCGAUUGGCGGGCUGGCAUGACGCCGGAUGCUGAUCCCAUGGCCCCGGGUCACGACUCAUUGGAUGUAUUGGUCAUUGAUAUGCCACCCGGCACGGGCGAUGUUGCGCUGAGUCUCAGCCAACUUGUGCUCGUCGAUGGCGCGGUGAUUGUCAGUACACCUCAGGAAGUGGCUUUGGUGGAUGCACGCAAGGGCAUCACCAUGUUCCAAAAGGUCCAAGUUCCGAUCUUGGGCCUUGUGCUCAACAUGUCGCACUUUCUUGCUCCAGAUACGGGCAAGACAUACCCCAUUUUUGGCCCUGCGCACCAUUUUGAGGCGCUGGCUCAGCGCUUGGACGUACCCAUUCUCGGUCGGAUCCCUCUGGAAAUGCAUCUGAGUCAAGGCAGUGAUCAUGGCACACCUGAAGUGCUUCGACCCAAUGAUGCGCCCGGGUCUGCACACGCCUCGCUUUUGCACAUGGCACGGCAAACUUGGACUCAGCUGGCCAGUGCUGAUAUGGCGCGAGACAGGCUGAAGCGGGCCUAA
Molecule: messenger RNA, 1023 nt
Organism: Malassezia restricta
Lineage: Eukaryota; Fungi; Basidiomycota; Malasseziomycetes; Malasseziales; Malasseziaceae
Product: ATP-binding protein involved in chromosome partitioning
Exons: 1
Coding region: 1-1023 (340 amino acids)
Biological process (GO): iron-sulfur cluster assembly; mitochondrial respiratory chain complex I assembly
Cellular component (GO): mitochondrion
Molecular function (GO): ATP-dependent FeS chaperone activity; ATP binding; 4 iron, 4 sulfur cluster binding
Source: RefSeq, a predicted model, not a curated record